This is a messenger RNA of Erigeron canadensis, 1065 nucleotides long. RefSeq names its product delta-9 acyl-lipid desaturase 1-like. The coding region runs from base 1 to 1065 and encodes 354 amino acids. NCBI's taxonomy places the organism in Eukaryota, Viridiplantae, Streptophyta, Magnoliopsida, Asterales, Asteraceae. The transcript is spliced from 5 exons. Gene Ontology annotation, cellular component: endoplasmic reticulum membrane. Gene Ontology annotation, biological process: lipid metabolic process. Gene Ontology annotation, molecular function: oxidoreductase activity, acting on paired donors, with oxidation of a pair of donors resulting in the reduction of molecular oxygen to two molecules of water. The record is from RefSeq and is a predicted model, not a curated record.
AUGUCACUCGAGUCAAGUAAUGACCAACCCAACUCUCUGCAAACAAACAACCACACAACUAGCGACCGUAAUCGUCAUAAAAAAACAACCCAUAUGCUAUUGUUGGAUGAGAAGAGGAGGGGAGGAUAUUGGUUUCGAAAAUGGGAUUCAUUAGACAUACGUACCGUUUCAUGGCUCAUCGCGACACAUGUAUUGGCUUGUUGCGCUCCUUUCAUGUUUGAUUGGGGCGCAUUGAGAGUUGCCGGGCACAUAACUUUGUUAAGUGGGAUUGGUAUAAGUUUAGGAUAUCAUAGACUUCUUACUCACCAUAGUUUAAAGAUCCCCAAAUGGCUUGAGUAUUUCUUUGCCUAUUGUGGUGCUCAUGCUGGCUUGAGGGAUCCAAUAUUUUGGGUGAGCAUACACAAGAACCACCAUAAGUAUUCUGAUACAGAUAGAGACCCUCAUUCACCGGUCGAAGGAUUUUGGUUUAGUCAUAUAGGUUGGUUAUGCUACAAUGACUAUAGUGCUUCAAAGUGUGGAGAAUCAAGAAGCGGAGAAUUCUCAAAUGUACCUGAGCUAAAGGCACAAUGGUUUUAUAGGUUUCUUCAUGAAACUUAUAUGGGGCAUUUGCUAGGGCUUUCAGCACUACUCUAUCUCUAUGGAGGCCUCCCUUACUUGGCUUGGGGAAUGGGUAUGCGAAUAGUGGCAUCAUUCCACGUGUCGCUUGGCAUAGCAUCUAUAUGCCAUUCGUGGGGCGAGAGGCCUUGGAACACCCCUGAUACGUCAACAAAUAACUGGUUGUUAGCACUACUAACUUUUGGUGAGGGUUGGCAUAACAACCACCAUGCUUUCCCAAAAUCGGCUCGAGCCGGAUUGGAAUGGUGGCAAUUGGACACAACAUGGCUGGUGAUAAGGUUUCUUGAAUUAGUUGGAUUGGCUACAAAUGUUAAGUCACCAACUCAAGAUGAGAAAAGAAAAAAAGCAUUGUUGUUUAGCUCCAAACCUCCAACCAAAAAAGAGGACUCACUUUGGACUUGGAUCAAGAUGGUUAAGCCAACUAGUGGUUUUCAUUUCGGUUCCAAUUAG